UUACAAAUCUUCUCAUCCCUUUUUCCAAAACCAAACCCCUGUAACUCGAAACCAACCAGAGAAGAAGAAGAGGAAUGGAAUCAGCGAAAUCCGCCAGCCUGGGCAGCUCUCUGCUCGUGCCUUCCGUCCAGGAGUUGAUCAAGACCGAAAUCGGCGCCGUCCCGCCCAGAUACUUGCGCCCUGAUCAAGACCAGCCCAUCGUUUCCGACGCCGAUGUUCCGAUUGUUGAUUUGGGUAAGCUGGUUGAUGAAGCCACCAUGGAUUCCGAGCUCGCCAUCCUCCACUCCGCCUGUAAAGAUUGGGGCUUUUUCCAGCUGGUAAACCAUGGAGUAAGCUCUACUGUGGUGGACAACAUGAAGACACAAGUUCAAGAAUUCUUCAACCUCCCAAUGGAAGAAAAGCAAAAAUUCUGGCAAUCACCAGGAGAAGUGGAAGGUUUCGGACAGUCAUUCGUUGUCUCCGAGGAGCAGAAGCUCGAUUGGGCCGAUCUCUUCUUCCUCGUCACUCAGCCUCCACAACUCAGGAAGCCUCAUUUGCUCCCGAAGCUCCCCCUUCCUUUCAGGGACACAUUGGAGAGCUACUCCCUCGAGGUAAAGAACCUGGCAGGCAAAGUACUGGACCAAAUGGCGAAAGCCUUGCAGAUGAAACCAGAGGAGAUGAAGGACAUUUUCUCAGGGAACAUAAGGCAGACAAUGAGGAUGAACUACUACCCUCCGUGCCCCCAGCCCGACAAGGUCAUCGGCCUGACACCCCACUCCGACGGCACUGGCCUCACCAUCCUCUUACAAGUGAAUGAAGUUGAAGGCUUGCAGAUCAAGAAAGACGGGAACUGGGUACCGGUUAAGGUCCUUCCCAACGCGUUCGUGGUCAAUGUCGGUGACAUCGUCGAGAUCAUAACCAAUGGGGUGUACCGGAGCAUCGAGCAUCGGGCGACGGUGAACUCGGAGAAGGAGAGGCUGUCGAUUGCUAGUUUCCAUUCUCCUAGGUUUGAUGGUGAGAUUUACCCUGCACCGAGCUUGGUGUCUGGCGAGACGCCUGCCUUGUUCAGGAAUGUGAGCGUUAAGGAGUUCUUUAAGGGGCUAUUCUCUCGUGAGCUUCAGGGGAAGUGUUACCUCGAUACCUUGAGAAUCUAAUGAGGGUUGGAAAUGGCCCUACGAAAGCAUCCUUUCAGGUUUGCUUGCAGCUUGUUCUUGCAUGAGUAACAGAAAUGUACCGUAUUUUGGGUUUGCUUGUAUAAUAUUGGGGUAAAAAAAUGCAAGAAUGCCAUUGAACUUUUUGUCGUUGUUAAUACAUCAGUUUGUUAUUUUUAUUUUUGUGGUUGCCAAU
Molecule: messenger RNA, 1326 nt
Organism: Linum tenue
Lineage: Eukaryota; Viridiplantae; Streptophyta; Magnoliopsida; Malpighiales; Linaceae
Source: the annotation of a GenBank genome assembly